GUAUCUUUUUCCAAGACCUUUUAACCUCAUCUCUCUCUCUCUCUCUAUCUAUCUCACCUUCUUCUCCCCCUUCUCUCUCUAUCAACAAUUCCCUUUCCCUUUUCAAGUGAGAGAGUUGCAGAGAUGAUUUCUAGUCUGACAAAGGGCUUUACCCCAAUUGAAGAGACUUAUAAAUCGACUGAUUCAUAGAUGUAUCAUAUACAACUCUACAUAUAUAGCCAUAUUGACAUGUGGAUGAUGAUCUUGGAGCACGUGCACACUCGGAUUUCUAUCAUAUAAGGAAUUAUCCAAGCCGAAUUCCAUUCCAGUCACCGUGAAUUCUCCCAACUUACUACAGUCGCCUCAGUUGCCAAAUGGGUUGAUCCUCGUCUGGAGCAGUGACAGGAGAAGUUGCGGUUUGUUUGAGUAAGUAUUUUCAAAGGACAGAUGGCGACGUACUUUCAUGGGAAUUCAGAAAUCCAAGGCGAUGGUUUACAAACGCUUAUUCUCAUGAAUCCGAACUAUGGUGGAUACUCUGACACACAGCAGCAACAGCCGCCGCCACCGCCGGGAAACUUCGUUUUCUUGAAUUCUGCUGCUUCUGCCGGGAACUCUUUAAACCCGCAAAAUCUGUCUCACGCGCUGCCUACUCAGACCCAGCAGUUCGUCGGCAUCCCGAUUCAAGCGGCCACUUCCGGCGCCGGAGCAGGGUCGCCCCAUGAUCAGCACCACCCGGACAUCUCGGCCCUCCACGGCUUCGUUCCCCGGCUUCAGUACAAUAUCUAUGGUUCAAUUGACCCCACGGCGGCGCGUGAGGUGACACGCUCUCAGCAGGGGCUGUCUCUGAGCCUAUCCUCGCAGCAAACCGGUCAUGGGGCGGCGGGGCAGGGGAUAUCCCCUGCCGGAGGCGGCGAUGACAUGAGGGUUACAGCCCGGUCGCCGUCCGGGGCGUCGGGGAUUUCGAAUGGCGUUAAUGGCGUGCAGAGUGUGUUGCUGAGUUCCAAGUACUUGAAGGCGGCGCAAGAGCUUCUCGAUGAAGUGGUUAACGUCGGCAAGGGAGUCAGAAAUGAAUCGGCUAGGGGGACGAAUGGGCAGAACAAGACCGCCGGAGAGUCAUCGACUGCGGCGGCCGGAGAAGGGCUGUGUGGUGGAGAGACAAGUGCCAAGCGCGGCGGUGAGCUGACCACGGCCGAGAGACAGGAGAUUCAGACGAAGAAGGCUAAACUUGUCAACAUGCUUGAUGAGGUGGAUCAAAGGUACCGGCAAUAUCACCACCAAAUGCAGAUUGUGAUCUCUUGGUUUGAACAAGCCGCCGGAAUUGGCUCUGCAAGAACAUACACAGCUCUGGCGCUUCAAACAAUCUCAAAGCAAUUCCGGUGCCUGAAGGACGCAAUCACCGGCCAAAUUCGAGCAGCCAGCAAGAGCUUGGGCGAAGAAGAUUGCUUCGGAGGGGGCAAGACUGAGAGUGGUUCGAGGCUCAAAUUCGUCGAUCAUCAGCUCCGCCAACAGAGGGCACUACAGCAGCUGGGAAUGAUCCAGCCCAAUGCCUGGAGACCCCAGCGAGGCUUGCCCGAGCGCUCUGUCUCUGUUCUUCGCGCUUGGCUCUUCGAACACUUCCUCCACCCGUAUCCCAAGGAUUCGGACAAAAUCAUGCUCGCCAAACAAACAGGGCUUACUAGGAGUCAGGUCUCUAAUUGGUUCAUAAACGCUCGUGUUCGGCUGUGGAAGCCAAUGGUGGAAGAAAUGUACCAGGAGGAAGUCAAGGAGCAAGAACAGAAUGGAUCAGAGGAGAAAACAAGCAGAACCGAAAACAAUGAAGAUUCAGUAUCCAAGUCUGCCCAUCAAGAGGUGAAUCCUCUGGCAGAGAAGCAGAAUAUGAGUUUCAAAUCCAAGCCAGACAAUCCCACAAAUCAGAACACUCCUCCAGCAGGUUCAAUUUCCACAGCUUCUACUUCUCCCACUGGUCUAAACAUUCGAAACCACUCUGGUUUCACCAUUAUCGGGUCACCGGAGAUGGAAGGCUUCACCCGGGCAAGCCCCAAGAAACAGAGGAGCGCUGAGAUUUUGGCAUCCCCAACUAGUGUUCCAUCAAGGCACAUGAACUUGAUGCCUGGACAGCCGAACAACGACCAGAUGUCGGUGAAGUUUGAAGAUGAGAGGCAGACCAGAGACAGCUUCACCUUGAUGGGAGGCCCGGCUAAUUUCAUUGGAGGAUUUGGGGCAUAUCCCAUUGGCGAAAUUGGCAGGUUUGGUUCAGAUCAGUUCCCGGGAACGUAUUCCGGCAAUGGCGUCUCGCUCACACUUGGCCUCCCACACUGCGAAAACCUCUCCAUGUCUGGCGCCCAUCAAGCUUUUCUGCCAAACCGAAGCAUUCAGCUAGGGAGAAGAGUUGAUAUCAGCCAGCCGGAUGAGUUUGGCAGCAUAAACACUCCUGCAUCUUCUCACUCAACAGCUGUGUAUGAGAACAUCAACAUCCAGAACCCCAAGCGGUUUGCAGCGCAGUUGCUGCCGGACUUUGUCGCCUGAUGAGACGACGAAAUGAGAGACGAAAAGGAGAAGGUAAAACUGAGAACUCAAAAGCCCCUUUCACUGUAUCUUCACAUUCCCUCUAUGAGCAGGGCAAGCAAAAACUGGAUGAUCGAUGUUUUAGAGAGGGAAGGAAAUUUACUUAGUAUAGAUAGGUAUAUACAAUUGCAGAGAACCAUUUGAGUUCUUAUAGACAACUUAGGAGUUCACAGAAUAUGGUUUGAGGAUUGUAUAUUAGUUUUGUUUCAUCUGCAGAUGAUUGUUGUAUUAAAUAUGAAAGAUUGAGUUAUUUGGGGGGGGUAUAGAAAUGAAUAUUGGUUCUAACAUAA
Messenger RNA from Diospyros lotus (date-plum), 2834 nucleotides. Its product is annotated as BEL1-like homeodomain protein 1. NCBI's taxonomy places the organism in Eukaryota, Viridiplantae, Streptophyta, Magnoliopsida, Ericales, Ebenaceae. Gene Ontology annotation, molecular function: DNA-binding transcription factor activity, RNA polymerase II-specific; RNA polymerase II cis-regulatory region sequence-specific DNA binding. Gene Ontology annotation, biological process: regulation of transcription by RNA polymerase II. The transcript has 7 exons. The record is from RefSeq and is a predicted model, not a curated record. The coding region runs from base 427 to 2505 and encodes 692 amino acids.